Acanthoscelides obtectus is the source of this 2350-nucleotide messenger RNA. The record is from the annotation of a GenBank genome assembly. NCBI's taxonomy places the organism in Eukaryota, Metazoa, Arthropoda, Insecta, Coleoptera, Chrysomelidae.
UUUGAAACCCAGACUAACCGCUGUUGUCUCGAGAUUGUAUCAAGUCAAACAAACCCAUGUGGAAUACGUUAAUCAAUGACGUUACACAAAUUGCUGCAUGAAAUGUACUUACUACUACAAAAUCCAUUUAAUCAGGAAGCUAAAAAGUGAUGAAAGACUGUUGAAACUCAUAUCUUGGUCAAUGAAGCAUGUUUUUCAUGUUUUAUUUUUCCCUAAAAUAUUCUGAAAAUGUCUUUAUGCUUGCGAAUAAUUUUUCCGUCAAUUUGAUAACAGCGGCAGCACUUUGUUUAGUCUGGGGUUUUCGUUGCCGUAAUGAUUAGGGGAACAGAGUGGGGGGAGAUGUACAAAAAUUCUUACAAAAGAUCUAACCUUGGUUUUUUGUGUUUUCAUUUUGCCGCUUCGUGUUUGUAGAUUUGUUGUAGUGGAUUUGUGUGCCCCUUUUAAAUUCUGCUUGUUCUGACUUGGUUCUUUCCACAAAAUAUAUUCAAAACACAACCUGCUUGUUUAGAGGUUCUUUUUCACCGUUUGUAAACAAUGGCGAGAAACGCAGAAAAGGCAAUGACAACUCUGGCACGCUGGAGAGCUGCUCAAUUAGGCGAACAAGAAAAACAUAAGAAACGGAGGCCUUACCUAGCUUCAGAAUGCAAAAGUUUAUAUGCAUGUGAGAAAUGGAGGAUGCAAAUUAUCAGGGAGAUUGCCAAGAAGGUGUCACAGAUACAGAAUGCAGGAUUAGGAGAAUUCAGGAUAAGAGAUUUGAAUGAUGAAAUAAAUAAACUGCUUAGAGAAAAGCGACAUUGGGAGGAUCAGAUAAAAGAACUGGGUGGACCCGAUUAUCAAAGAGUUGGUCCACGGAUGUUGGACCAUGAAGGAAAGGAAGUACCUGGCAAUAGGGGUUAUAAAUAUUUUGGCGCAGCGAAAGAAUUGCCUGGCGUCCGAGAACUGUUCGAGCAGGAACCUCCGCCUCCACCACGUAAAACUAGGGCAGAACUCAUGAAGGACAUCGACGCGGAUUACUACGGUUACAUGGAUGAUGAUGACGGCAUCCUGAUACCAUUGGAAAUGGCAUCUGAAAAAGCAGCCAUUCAGAAAGCUAUAGCUGAAUUUAAGGAGAAGAAAGAAAAACGAUUAGCAAACGAUCCAGAUGCUGAAGAAGAACCUGAAGUUGAAGAAGAAAAUAUUUAUGCUGUUCAAGAGUCUGACGAGGAAGGUGAAACUUUACAGCUUGUGAUAGAUGGUUCUCAGCAAAAAUUUGUUGCUCAUGUUCCAGUACCAACCCAGCAAGACAUUGAGCAAGCUUUGUUAAGGAAGAGAAAACAGGAGCUUCUCGAAAAAUAUGGAAUACAAGAAAAUACUUCGUAGUAUUAGUAUGAUAAAUGAUUUUAUUUAAUUCUAGAAUACAAGCAUUUUACAUACCUGUCCGUAACUUCUACGAAUAAUCGCACGUCAACGUAUCCAUAUUUUGUUUCAAAAUACCUCUACAUAUUAGUGUAAAUUCUAAAACAAUAUCACACAAUUUUCGUUUGUUUGCUUUUUCUCUGCAAAAUAAAUUAUCAUAAUGAGGGAAAUUGUUCCUUAAUGAUGUACAUUUGCUAUAGGGUUUGAUUCUACAGGUCAGUCUAUGAAAAAAAGAUCAUAUCAGCUAAGUUCAGAAAGGCACAUUAUAUUCUGAUUAUAUAUUUUCUGAUUUUUUCCAGAAUUUCUACAACUCCACUGAUAUUUUCCCUGAGAUAAGAAAUAAUCCACAGAUACUUCUCCAUGUAAAUUCGAUUACAUAGCUGUUUGAAAAUGGUGAACCGUAUUUUUCUCAUCAGAAUUAUCUUGUUAAAAUAAGGAAGUAUGCAUUACUUCUCAGGUAAUUUUUUACAUAGUAUUUUCGGUUUUCUUCGUUAAAUUAUGUAUUUGUACUCCAAAGCCAAAUAAGAGAUUUUUCAUUUUUUAACAAUCUGUAGAAAAUAAAAUCAUUCGGGAUGCAGGUUAUCAAGAACUAUUUGUAAAAGGACCUGAGGUAUCAGACCCUGAAAUAUUACAUCAUUGAGAAAUACAUACUUUAUGCAUCAUACUAAUGUAUGUUGUUUUUUGAUGUAUAAUCGGCAAGAAAACUAUGUAAACUAUUAUAAUAGGUGAUGAAUAAAAAAUAAAUCCCAUCUCUAUUAAGUGAUGCUCCAUGUACUAACCUAAGAACUAUCAGUAAGUUUGGUAUGUUUAUGGCUUGACCUGUCUGCCAAGAAAUAAAAAUUACAGCAAUUGCCGACAACAAUUACGUUAAGUUCUACAAAGCUUGCGUGAAGGAAAUAUUUUAUGAUUACUCAGCAAAAAAAUGGCGUCGCAACGCUAUUAGUUCAUAAAGGAU